Messenger RNA from Ixodes scapularis (black-legged tick), 1118 nucleotides. RefSeq names its product nicotinamide N-methyltransferase. Gene Ontology annotation, molecular function: N-methyltransferase activity. Bases 130 to 909 code for a protein of 259 amino acids. NCBI's taxonomy places the organism in Eukaryota, Metazoa, Arthropoda, Arachnida, Ixodida, Ixodidae. Gene Ontology annotation, cellular component: cytosol. The transcript has 3 exons. The record is from RefSeq and is a predicted model, not a curated record.
AAUAAAGCGUUAUAGUGUCGAUGCCCAGACUCUCGAUAGGUACGCGUCCAGAUUGCGGUUUCUGCAGGAAUUCCCACUCGGGCAAUCCAGACAAAGUUCCGAGUCCGACUCAACAAGACGAGAAAGGCCAUGGAUCUCGAUGAACUUAGGAACAAGUACAGGCGAGAAUUCGUUGCCGUGGAUUAUCCAGACUUGGUUACUGCGCACAGCUUCCUGAGACACUUCCACCAGAGAGAACUUCACUCGAUAUUUGAAUCCCUUCCGGACAGGAAACGAAGCCUUCUGGACGUUGGCUGCGGGCCCACAACCUACAACGUGUUCCCAGCCACGAAGCGCGCGCAGGACGUCGUCCUCAGUGAUUACGUGCUCGGGAACAGGGUGGAGGUGGAAAAAUGGUGGAAGAAUGCUCCCGACGCGCUGGACUGGUCAUGCUACAGCGAGUCUCUGGCGAGGCUCGAAGGAUUCAGUGACGUCAAGCGAGGAGCGGAGGAGAUAACGACGAGAACGAGGAAUGCCGUGAGGAAGGUGAUCCCCUGCGAUGUCCUGGAUCCCAGAGUCCUUCCAGAAGAGCACUGGGAGAAGUUCGACGUGGUCCUCUCCUGCCUGUGCCUAGAGAGCGCCUGCCCGGACGAAGACAGCUUCCGCAAGGCGGCGCAGAACGUCGGCGGCCUCGUUGGCGAUGGAGGGCUUUUGAUUCUGUGUGGCGUCCUCGGCUGCCGCGAGUACACUGUGGGUGGAGUCACGUUUCCCUGUCUCGACCUGACGCCGGACACGGUGAAGGAUGCUCUAGUGCGAGCGGGUUUCCAAGUCAAGCUGUGGCGUUGCCUGGAAGAGUCUGUACGCUCAUCAGCGGUUAUCGAGUCCGCGUUCGUCGUCAUGGCCGAGAAGCUGAAAAGCGAUGCACAGUGAUCGGUCCCACGGGCGUUCGUUGUUAAAUUUAAUUGUGUCUGCAAGUCACAUAGAAAUGGCACGUGUGCGAGGAAGCGGGAGAACCGUUCAAGCGUCUGAAAAUGGACUCGUCCCAGUUCACUAAAUAGUGUUAGUUUGUUAUAAAGAUCAUUACUUCGUACUUAUAUAGACGCUGCUCCCGAAUAAAUUUUAUUUUGUUGUUGUUCGGA